UUCACCUAAAGAUCUGUGUCUCUUGGCCAUGGCUACUUGUGCCGCUGCCGCUGCUGCUGCUGCUGCUGCUAGUGGUGGUGCUUUUGGACGUGGGAUUGGAAAGGCCGUGACUAGCAAGGCGAUCAGCAAGGCUGGGAGAGCGCGUGUGGCUUGCAAUUGCCACAAGAUGUUCGUUCCAGGAUUCGGAGGGCGGACUCCCGAGGGCCGUGCUGCGGACACGCUCCACAACUUCUUCACCUACAUUGCUGUCAAGAUCGUUGCUUCGCAGCUAGAGGACUACAACAAGGAGGCGUACGAUGAUCUCAUGAAGUUCCUGGACAAGGUGCCACUCAAGGACGGAGAUAAGUUUUGCUCGGCAUUGAUGAGGGAGUCUGGCCGUCACAAAGCACUUGCAUUGAGAAUUCUUGAGGUGAGAGCAGCAUAUGCAAAUAAUGAUUUUGAGUGGGAAAACAUGAAGGAAAUGUCUUUGCAGAAAAUAGACAAUGGUAACACCAAACUAAUGAGGGAUUUUCUUGCUGAGACAACUGGAAUUGAAUAAUAUCAAAUUGAAUAAUAUCUUGAGAGCAGGAAUGGUA
Messenger RNA from Selaginella moellendorffii, 575 nucleotides. RefSeq names its product chaperonin-like RBCX protein 1, chloroplastic. Bases 29 to 538 code for a protein of 169 amino acids. Gene Ontology annotation, molecular function: protein folding chaperone. The transcript has 6 exons. Lineage: Eukaryota; Viridiplantae; Streptophyta; Lycopodiopsida; Selaginellales; Selaginellaceae. The record is from RefSeq and is a predicted model, not a curated record. Gene Ontology annotation, biological process: ribulose bisphosphate carboxylase complex assembly.